AUGAGCAAAGAACAGGACCACCAACCCUCGAAACAAGACAACGAGGAGCCGGAGGCCCAUCAAUACCAGGCCGGUUCCUCCACCGACCGCCCAGAAGAUGAGUGGAAGCAUCGCGAGCCGUAUCGUAUUCACAGUAAAAAUGAAGAAUUCCCCGUCCAGUGGGAGGGUCAUUGUCAUUGUGGCAAAGUCACAUAUCAGCUGAGCAGAGACAAGCCGUUGGCAGCCAAGUAUUGUCAUUGUACGACGUGUCAGAGGCUCCACGGGGCACCUUUCCAAUGGGCCGCCAUCUUCCACAAAUCCGACAUCAACUUCACAAACGGUCACCAUGACCUAGGCUGGUAUGAUCCCACCGCAAAGUCCACUACUCACCACCUUCCUUGCAAGGUUUCUUGCGCGUAUUGUCGCACGCCUAUCAUGGACGAAGGUCGCAACAUGAUUCUCUUGUUCCCCUCUCUCAUCAAGGACAUCAACACUCCCCGCGGCCGAGAGGCAUUCAGACCAACUUGCCACAUGUUCUACCCACAACGAGUGGCCGACCUCAAGGGCGAUGGGAUUGUGAAAUGGAAAGGGCUGGAUAAUAUGAGUGAUCUGAUGGACGACGACGAGAAUGUUCUGGUGAAAUGGGAGGACAAUAUGGACGAGAAACGAAUGGCCGACAAGAAGAGGGAGUUCCUAGAAUUCACGCAACGGGAAGAGGUCAAGAGAGUGAAGAAGACGGAGGGAUGA
Molecule: messenger RNA, 726 nt
Organism: Cladophialophora psammophila CBS 110553
Lineage: Eukaryota; Fungi; Ascomycota; Eurotiomycetes; Chaetothyriales; Herpotrichiellaceae
Exons: 2
Coding region: 1-726 (241 amino acids)
Molecular function (GO): carbon-sulfur lyase activity
Source: RefSeq, a predicted model, not a curated record